Messenger RNA from Brassica napus (rape), 927 nucleotides. RefSeq lists its product as uncharacterized. Lineage: Eukaryota; Viridiplantae; Streptophyta; Magnoliopsida; Brassicales; Brassicaceae. The coding region runs from base 1 to 927 and encodes 308 amino acids. The record is from RefSeq and is a predicted model, not a curated record. The transcript is spliced from 8 exons.
AUGGCGGAUUACAUGAGAGGUUUUGUUCAUAUGUUUGUAGAUGUUAUUGGUCAAGCCAUAGAUAUUGGGGAAAUGCAGGUCGUGCCAGUUAAUCACCAAAUCGCAUGUUGUCUUUGGGGUCGUUUUGCUGAGCACCUUUUGUAUGCAUACAAAGUUGGUCAAGUGAAUCAAAAUUUUCUCGGCUUACUGAGGUUUGCUAAAAUCAAUGUUUACAAGGGACAAGUUCAGAUAACAAAUUCAUUUGAAACUUCAACUCUGGAGAUCAAUCCACCUGGAUUUGAUGUGCAAGAUUAUCAAAGACUGAUGCCAAAUGAUGAGCUUGCUCUCACAACUAGUACUGGUGAGGUUGUAAAACCUAAAGGGAACAAACGCCAACAAGAUAAGUGGUUUGUUUAUCUAGAUAGAACAGUCUUGGAUAUCAUAAUGGCAACUGAGCUGCAUCCAUUAAUAAAGGAUGACACUGGUGAAACUAAGGUGAUAUUGCUUGAUACUAUUGUUGAACCUAUUGUUGGAGUAAGUGCUGAAGUGCUCUUAGAUAGUUCUCUAGAAGAGGUUGAGGAUCCUGAAGAUAUACCUGACUCUAUUAACGAGUUAAUUGGAAAGAUUUUCAAAUUUGGUGUUUAUGUGAGCAAAGACAAUGUUGACUAUGGAUCUCAUAUAUUUAGCAUUGGCAAGACUUGGUCUGCUGAUGAAAUAAUAUCUGAGUCUGACGAAGAGAAUACUGAAGAUACAUUGACUAAUGUUGUUUCAUAUAAUCGUUCAUCAGGAAAGGUAUCUUACAUCACCAUUGAAAGUGAAGAUAACACAUGUUUAUCUUCUACUCCACUGUCUAAACGAAAAGGAGACAAUGAAGUUGAUGACCUGUCUUCUACUUCAAAGAAACAAUGCUCUAAGAUAAUCAAAGUGGAAAAGAAUGUGGAGGAGUAG